AUGUUUGAGUAUGCUGUAGAUGUAGUGGUGGUCAAUAGAAAUACCCGAGUCACAAAACACAACGAGUUCAUCGAACGCAUGUUCACCGCUUUUGCCAGGUACGGCAUCCAACCCAGCAUCGUUGCAAUAGACAUGGAUGCAAAUACGCGUGACCUGCCUAGAGGAAGAUCGAUUUUCCUUUGCAUUCCCGAACCCGAAGACUUGUCAUACACAAGAACACAUACUUCCACCUACAGGAAGUUCUCUCGACAUACUCCCGGAGAAGACAAUGACUGUUCAGCACAAAGUUAUCUACGUGUCUUUGAUGAUCGUGCGCUAUACUUCCCUAGGCUUGCUGAAUACCUAUACCCAGAGCUGGUUGGACGGAGAAGAGAAGAAGAGGAAGCUCUAGAAAGAUCAUUUGAACGCCAAGGAGAGGAAGAAGGCCGCGAUGAGGAAGAACUGCCUCUAGAAAGAUCAUUUGAACGCCAAGAAGAGGAAGUGAUGGAUGUUGGUGAUGACAGUGGUGAAGCAGAAGAGGCAUCGACAGCAGGGGGAAGUCGCCAGAUGGCAGUUCCGCGAAGGAGUGAGAGACUAAGGGAGCGAGAGCGAGGCACAGUCCCUGCCGGCGAGGCAGCCCGGGGCGUUGUACAACCGCUGGAAGCUUUUUCAAUGCCCCAGUCCUGGGCCUUUUCGUACGAAGAAAAAAACGAAGUGAUGACCAAAAUUAACUUCCUUUAUGAGCAGGCAAGGAGCAUGCAAGUAGCUCAGACCACGGAAGCUAAAAGCAGGGCAAGAGAAGCUAUGCUUGAUUACGUAUCGAAGAAAAGAUGCAACUUCAUGACUCACGAUCUCGAUAUGCUGCUCAACUCAGGAAACUUUCCUAAUCCAAAUGAAUACAGAACAAAAAGGCUUUUGCAACAGCUUACGGCGGAGAAGUACAAGUAUUUUAAGCCGCUUUUUCCUAAAGAGUGA
This is a messenger RNA of Cylicostephanus goldi, 954 nucleotides long. NCBI's taxonomy places the organism in Eukaryota, Metazoa, Nematoda, Chromadorea, Rhabditida, Strongylidae. The record is from the annotation of a GenBank genome assembly.